AUGUUAUUUAAAAGAAAAGCGCAUCAUCCUAAUUGCACAUUUGUAUUUAAAAAUAUAAAUAUCAACAUUAAAACAAAGCAUUCAUGUUUACAAGAUUUUGUUGUUUGUCUUGGUGAAGUGAUACCACCACAAGUUUCUUUAACAGAUAAAACAGCAAUUGGAAAAACAUUACAACAUUUACAAAUUCUAUUAAAUUUACAACAACGUGAAAGAAUUAUAUGA
Molecule: messenger RNA, 222 nt
Organism: Rotaria sp. Silwood2
Lineage: Eukaryota; Metazoa; Rotifera; Eurotatoria; Philodinida; Philodinidae
Source: the annotation of a GenBank genome assembly